This is a messenger RNA of Pipistrellus nathusii (Nathusius's pipistrelle), 723 nucleotides long. The record is from the annotation of a GenBank genome assembly. NCBI's taxonomy places the organism in Eukaryota, Metazoa, Chordata, Mammalia, Chiroptera, Vespertilionidae.
AUGGGGGCCGCCGAGAGCAGCGAGGGCCGCAGGGUGUCUUUCGGAAUGGACGAGGAGGAGCGGGUCCGGGUGCUACAGGGCAUCCGGCUUUCUGAAAAUGUGGUUAACCGCAUGAAGAAUUCCAGCCAGCCUUCCCAAGUGGGCCAGCUGACUUGUCCUCCUGCUCCUUCACCUUCCACAAUUGACACCUCUAAAAGCCCAGAGAAAGACUCCAAACUGCCCAAGUCGGACAAUGGUGGUGCCCAGCAGCCCUUGGAGGUGGAGGAGGAUCUCCUUAAGAGGUAUAAACAGAAGCAGGCUAUAGUCCAGGAUGAGUCGUUUCAGGCGGCAAUGAGGGAAAGAGAGGCAGCCACGAAGUACGGGAAUGCAUCCCUACACGGCGGGGAGGACAGCCUUGACCAAGAGAAGCAGAAGUCAGCCCUGCUGGCCAGCGAGCUGGAGAACCGAGAGUUGGAGCUGAGACGCCGCAACACCUUCUACAAGGAUCAGCUGGCGCAUAUGGAGAGGAAGAAUGCUGAGAUGUAUAAACUAUCUUCACAGCAAUUUCAUGAGGCAGCUUCGAAAAUGGAGAGCAUGAUAAAGCCCCGCAGGCUGGAGCCCAUGUGCUCAGAGCUGCAGGCUCAGAUCCUUCGCUGCUACCGUGACCGCCUGAAUGAGGUGCUCCUGUGCUCAGACCUGGUCAAGGCUUACCAGCACUGUGUGAGUGCUGCCCACAAGGGCUGA